AUGGCAUUACGCUACCGCAAUGCUUCCACGCUAAUUGGUUAUCUACGCUGGGUACCACAGCAACUCAUCAGAGAGUUCUAUCAAAUGGUUAUCGUAAAAGGAGUGAUCGCCAAUAAGCUGCAACUUGACCAGAACAAAAAUUUCGAAUUUGGUUUCAACACUUUCGAAAUAAAUCCACGCUCCCCAAAUUAUUGGCCCUACACAUGGCCGGAAAGAGAACAGUAG
Molecule: messenger RNA, 225 nt
Organism: Gongylonema pulchrum
Lineage: Eukaryota; Metazoa; Nematoda; Chromadorea; Rhabditida; Gongylonematidae
Source: the annotation of a GenBank genome assembly